GGACAUCUGAGGGUAGCCAGGGCGUACUCACUCGGUGGGAGUCUGCACAAAGCUGUGCCUGCCCUAGAACGCGCCUACAGGUGUCUGACGUCACAGGAUGACGACACUAUCAGAUGUAAAAUACUGCAUGAGCUGGUGGAGACAGGUCGACAUGUUGAGGAUCAAAUCCCUAGAGAUCUGACAGAGGAAGUUCCUGCCUCACUGUGGUCACAGGUCACCUACUUGUACAUAGAUUCCAAGUUCCAAGAUUGGAAAACAGCUGAGUUUAUAGUAAACAAAGCCUGGAAAAUAAAGUUAAAACAUGAGACCAGUUCUGUCGGUGAAAUACAACCAUUGAAAUAUGAUGUUGAUUUAGGCCAAUUUUGUAAAUAUGAUCAAUUAAAUAAAAAUACACAGUGGGUUUGUCGUCUGCUGCUGUGGUACCUCACUGCUGGCUGUGAUCACCUGCAGCUCAGGUUUCACCCGGGGGACACCUACUUCCAUGCUACAGUCACAAUAGUUGUGUUGACAGCAGAGACUCUCACCAUGGAGGUCAUGAGCCUGCUUCAGCAUGUAGUGGAGAACAUUGUCCUGGUCAACCAUGAAGAAAACAUUGUAGAUGAUAAAGGCAACACUGUGUGUCACCAUUUGGCUACACUAGAUAGUCAGCCAUCUGCUGAAGAAGUCCUGGUUUACCUACUGAACAAAGGUGUAGACAUUCAGAAGAAAAAUAAAGAUAUGAAAACAGCUUUACAGAUAGCAACAAAGCCACAGUUUGUGAAUAUUUUACUCAAGGAAAAUACAAGAAAUCUAGUCACCGAGAUCAACAAUGAUUACUCCUUAAGCAAACAAGAAGCUGGUUUAAGGAAUGACGAUACAAAAAUCAAUCAUUUAAUUAAUCUUAUCUCAUCCAAUUUUCUACCAGCCAAUUUGCCUGAACUCCUCUCAUUAUGUGAUGAAGCCUAUUUGGAAAUGUUGAUGUGUUUAGCCACAUCACAAAAAUGGGAGCUCGUUUUGACUUUGUUUGAUGAGAAAAUGAAAACAGAGCAGGCUGAGAAGUUCGGACACCAUGCUAAAAAUAUUUCCAUUUUAAACCUGAUCAAAGAAUCAAAGCAACUAUGUCAUGAGUCUGUAAAGAUUGAGCUUGUGAAACGACUUGCUGCAGUUAAAGCAGAUUUAACUGAAACAUCAUUGUUGGUAGUUUGCUUACAAAAUGAGGAAUGGGAGUUGGCAAAUACUUUAUUAGAACUGGGAGCCGAUCCCUCUGGGCUAUCACUAGAAGAAGGAGACACACCAAAUCACGCAGCCUUAAAUAUAGCCUUGAACAAAUUUCCAGGUAAUUUUUCCAUAUUAAAAACAUUGAGGAGUAUAUACGAACAGGGUGUCAACCAUUAUCCUAAACUUGAUUUGUCAGAAAAAGAUAAUGGCGGAAAUACCAUUUUACAUGUAGCAGCCAAGUCUGAAUUAAAUGAACAUUCCAUAUUUGCUGUGAAACUGCUAUGUGAAUGGAAUGUAGAUCCAUGUAUAGAAGAUGCUGAUAAAAAAAGGCCAGCUUUUUACUUGAAUGAAGAUGAUGAAAGAUUAAUUUGUUUGAAAUCUCUUCCGAAUUUUGUAGAUAAACAUACUGAAGCAAUAAAAUCACUGGUUACUGAAAUAAACAACAUCAACAAACCAAAAAAGUCUAAAAAGAAAAACAAGAUGGACAAAACAAAGCUCAAAGAGUUGUGCACUCUUAUCUCAACAGACAUGCUGCCAACCAUUUUACCUAUACUUUUGGAAUUGGAUCAUGAGUUAUAUUUGGAAAUGUUGAAAUGUUUGGCAAGAACAAAAAACUGGUUGUUGUUCAUAAGCUUAUUAAAAGAGGACAGGAAAACAAAACCCAAUUGGGAGUUUGAUGGCUUUACAAAAGACAUUUCACUGCUAACUGUUGUUAAAGAACCAAUGUGUGCGGAGUCAUUGAAGAUAGAGAUAGUCAAACAACUGGCUGAGCUGGGGGCUAAUGUUACAAAUAACAAACUUCUACAGCAUUGUUUACAAAAUGAGGAAUGGCUGCUAGCUAACACCUUAUUAGAGGUUGGAGUUGAUCCAGUUGGUCUGUCACUAGAAGAAGGGGACUCACCAAACCAUGCAGCACUUAAUAUAGGCCUGAAUAAAACUCCAGGAGAUUUUACUAUACUACAGACCCUGAGAAAGAUACAUCAAGGAGAUAAAAACUAUCUCCACCUAUCACACAAAGAUGAGGCUGGGAAUACAGUUUUACACCUAGCUACCAGGGCUGCAUUCAGUGAACAUUCUGUCAAAGCUGUUAAGCUCUUAUGUGAGUGGAAAGUAGAAUACAAUGUAAAAGAUGGUGCUGGAAAGUUGCCAGGUUGUAAUUUGACAGAACAAGAUGAAAGAUAUGCUUAUCUAAAAAAAUUACCACAUUUUAUGAGUUCAGAAGAAGCAGAAAAAAAUGAAUCAAUAAAUUCUCAGAAUGAGAGUUUUAGAAAAAAAGCAAUUGAUGUUUUGCAAAAAUUGGUGGAUUUUAGAGGUUUUCUGACACCAGAGGGCAACACAAAAGAAUAUAAGGAGGAGCUUCAAGAUUCAGAUGAGGAGGAAGAAAAUGAUAAAAAUGUUGAAGGCAGUGAAGACACAUCAAAUGAGGAGAGAACUCUUGAAGAUUUAUCUGCUUAUGAAAAUGUGGUUGUAGAUCCAAAAGAUUUUGAGUCUAUGGAGUGGGAUGUUGAUUGCACUGAGGAAGUCUGGAAUUUGUUAAAAUCUACAACAGAAAUCCAAGGUAAAACAAGUGGUGAUUCUUCUGAUGACAUCACUUCCAAAAAGACAAACAGGAAUAAACUUUCGCAAGCAAUGAAAAAUUUAAUCAUGUUAAAAAUCAAAGAGCUUUGUUCUGGUGACUGGAAGUCUAGCCAAAAGAAUGAUGAUGUCCCUACUACAAUACAAUUAUACAAGACUCCUCUACCAAUGGAUGCUUGUAUACUGUGGGAAUGUAUCAUUGCCUUUUCACCCAGACUGAGCCAAACAUUCUCUAUGAAAAGUUCAUCUAGUCCAGCAGCAAAUGGCAAAAUAUUUUCCCAACACAUUCUCAUCAGAGAUAUUGUGCUGAAAAGUUCUGACCUGCAAGCUGCUAUUGAUAAAAUUGUUCAGUCACACAGUAAAGGUCAAGCUAGCAAAGUAAAGAAAGUUCUUAAAGCACAGAUUCACAGAAGUAGAAAUAAAUCUGGAGCAGAUUCAAAGCAUCUACCAAUAAAGUAUACAGAAUGUGAUGAUGCACCAAAAGAAAUUGAUGGGAGAAAAUAUGUCAGCUUUUACCCUCCAGCCAGCUCUCAUUCAAAAGAGCACACAAUCUUGAAGUUCUAUCCUCUCAAUUCUUUAAUGGCGGAGGCAAUCUUGAGAAAUAGUGAUUCAGAGAUUGACUUCCCUUUUCAAGUGACUGACAUUGAACACAGCAUCAUCCAUCUAGAACAGAAUUCACCUAUUCUGUUACUAGGUCGUAGUGGAACAGGCAAGACCACGUGUUGCCUAUAUCGACUGUGGGCACUUUAUUUAAAAGACAGAAAGGGUGGACAACCACGGUACCUCAAAAUUUUGCCUGCAGAAGAGGAUUUAGGUGAAUUUAUUCAAACUGAUGAUUCUGAUGAAAAUGAAUCUAAAGAUGAGAAUGAGGGUGUUGAUGAAUAUGAAUAUCUCCAUCAGGUGUUUGUAACUAAAAAUUCUGUACUUUGUGCUGAGGUCAGAAAAAACUUCAAAAAGUUAUGCAGAACAUCCAAAAUAACUGAAAUAAAUAAUCAAGAUAGGUUGCUAAAUAAUUUACAGGAUUUAGAGGACAACGACUACCCAUUAUUUUUUACAUCGAGACAAUUACUUCUUCUUUUGGAUGCCUCAGCUGAUGGCAAAUCAUUUUUCCCCCGAGAUGAGGAUUUGGCACUGAAACAUCCUAUAGCUGGCUGGGGGAUGCAGGAUAAAAAUCUGGCUAUUAUGUUGACAGAAAAUGUAGCUGAUGAUGCUGAGAAUAGCAAUAGGCAAUCAACUUCAAGUAAUUCAAAAGCAAAGGAAAAAAAGAAAAGGCUAAGAGAAUGCAACUAUGAUAUGUUUUCUACAGAAAUCUGGUCAACAUUUGACAAAAAAAAGACAAGAAACUUCCAUCCUUCUCUUGUGUGGACUGAAAUUAUGUCCUUCAUUAAAGGCUCAUUUGAGUCCCUCUCCACCGAGCAAGGAUAUUUAACACUGCAUCAAUACCAAUCUGUAGGAUUAAAGCAAGCUCCUAAAUACACUGCUGAACGAAAUGAGAUAUAUGAAAUUUUCAAGCUCUACAACUCUUAUAUAAAAGAAUAUAACCUGUUUGAUGAAGCUGAUGUGGUGUCUAACAUUUACCACAGGUUGAAAGGUAUGCACUACAUUCCUUGGACAUUCCAUGAGAUCUAUGUGGAUGAGACCCAAGACUUUACCCAGUCAGAGUUGGCGCUCCUUGUUACAUUAUGUCAAAACCCAAAUAACAUGUUUCUGGCUGGAGACACUGCACAGAGCAUCAUGAGAGGAAUUUCUUUUCGUUUCUGUGAUCUCAAGUCAUUGUUCUUUUUUGUGGAACAAACACAAAAGAGGAAGAAAAGUAGAUCUUCAAAAAUAGAGCUUGAGCAUCUGACCAUCAAUUACAGGUCUCACGCAGGCAUCCUAUCCCUUGCGUCCUCAAUUCUCGCCCUAUUGGAGAAACUCUUUCCCGAUACAAUAGAUUGUUUAGAAAAAGAUCAGGGCAUGUUCGAUGGCCCGAAGCCUUUGCUAAUAGAAACGUGCGAAGCAGCGGAGUUGGCUAAACUCUUGACAGGUAGUCAGAGAGAAACCUCCCAUAUUGAAUUUGGAGCACACCAGGCAAUUAUAGUUGCGAAUCAGCAGACCAAAGAUCUCCUUCCUGAAGAGUUAAAAAAUGGAAUAGUUUUAACUAUUUUUGAAUCCAAGGGACUUGAAUUUGAUGAUAUCUUAAUUUACAACUUUUUUAAAGAUUCACAGGCUGAAAAAGAGUGGCGAGUUGUAACUGAGUUCUUAAAUGCUUUAGCUGAUGAAGCAAAACAAACAAAUGAAGGAAUGGAAAAUUUUGAUUUCGUUUUACUAGAGCACAAGGAUGCACCAAAAGGUUUGCCCUUUGAUAAAAAUCAGCACCAGCUCCUUGAGACUGAGCUCAAGCAGCUUUACACUGCAGUCACACGAGCUCGAGUUAAUGUCUGGAUAUUUGAUGAGUGUGCUAAGAAACGAGAUCCAAUGUUUCAUUUUUUCAAAUCUCAGAAACUGGUGUCACAAGGACAAGAACAAUCUGAUUCAGUCAAAGGAUUUAUGGAAGCCUCUACUGCAAAAGACUGGGUAAAAAGAGGGGAUGAAUUCAUGGCAAAGAAAUUAUUUUUGGAGGCAAUUAAAUGUUACAGGAAAGCCCAGAAGCCAAACAGAGAAAAAAAAGCCAUCGCUUACAGUAAAGCAGACUCAGCUACAAAACAUACAAACUUAAGUCUCAAGAAAAAUGGAUUUCUUAUUGCUGGUUUUCAAUUUGCCCAUUGUAAAUUUCUGAAUUCAGCUGCUCGUUGUUUUCAAAAUGCAGGGGAAAAUGCACUAGCAGCAAUGGCUUUUGAAAAAUGUGGGAAGUUUGAAGAAGCAUAUAAGCAAUAUUUAGAAGCAAAAUCUUAUAUCAAGGCCUGCUCUUGUCUAGAACAGCUUGGACGUUAUGGAGAUGCUGUCAAAGAGUUGUGUAAACAGAAAUUAUUUGAAGAAGCCAUAAAAUGCCACCACAGAUAUAAUGAUUUGAUUAAGGCUCACACAGAAAAUAAGUUGUGGCAAAAUGUACUGUUACAAAACAAGCCUGCCGAUGAAUAUGCACUGGACAAAAUACUAUUGAACCAAGCUGAUUAUUAUUUUUCCGAAAAUAAAAUGGAUGAAGUUCAUGCGGUUAUUAAAAAAUUAGAAGACUCUCAUGAAAAAGUAUCUUUCUAUAAAAGAAAAGAGUUGUGGGAAAAUGCUGCAGAAAUAUUGAGAUCAAAAGGUGAAACCGAGACAGCAGCACAUUUAAUGCUUAGGGGUGGAAAGUUCCUUAAAGCACUAGAGUAUGCCCAAGAUGGAUUCCAUAAGCCUCUGGCUGCAAAAAUACUUUUGCUUAUUGCAGAACAAAAUAAACCUGAGGAAUUUGAUCAUCAUACCAAAAAGGCACUGGGAAUGUUUAUUGAAUUAAAUGACUUUAAUGGACAAGCAAAAGCCACCUUAAUGCAAGGAGUUUAUCGUGAAGAUAUAACAAAAAUAAAUGCUGCAUCCAAAAUUUUCAGUCAAGCUAAACCACAGAACAAUGUGGGAAAAUUCUAUUGUCUAACUUAUGCUGAUGCACCAGAUCCAUUGCUUACAAACACUGAUGUAGACAACUUCUUUAAUGUUUUGAAACUUGGUUUCAAUAUUAUAACAACAAUAAAUGAGGCCCAUUCAGAGAGCAAGCAGCUCAGUUUAAUGUACCUGAGUUUGUUUGGACUAGAGCUUGAUUCACUGACUGAGAACUUGAUUUGCUACACAACUGAUAACCCCCUGCUGGGUGAAGAGUUUAAGGAGGACUCUACAGGAAAAAAGAAAUUCUUUCUAAUCAGCUUUGAAAAGGCUAUCACUAAGUUGGAGGGACUAAUCAUCCAGAAAAUGGAGCAGUGGAUUAUUGAAGUAAAAGAAUCAUUACAGACAGCCAUAAAGAAGAAGAGAGUUUGUAGAAGACAUCUAGAGGGCUUUAAGUGUACAACAUCUGGUUGUCAGCACAAUACCAAUCCCACUAUGGAUGAAGAGUUUGCACUGUUAAAACUUUUUAAUUUAUCACUGAUGCUAGACUUCCAUAUCCAAAGUGGAUCAGAAAAAGUUGGUGAACAAACAAAAACCAAGUCCAUAUCAAAACUCUUGAGUAUUAGCAACUGGGAUUCUGUCCAUGAGUUUUUAGAAUUUGUGCUGCCAGUCAGGGUGUCACCUCGAAGAGCAGAAACUGACCAAAUACAAAAGUUUUUAUCAGAGGUUAGGUCAAUGAAAUCUGGACUUAAACAAGUUGAACGUUAUUUCUACACCCAAAAGAGCACUACGCCUACACCAAAGUGGAUUAUUGAGGCCUGUUUCUUUUCCUCACUACUCAAUUUGAAGUUUCCUUCAAUCAAGCUUGGAACUGAUGAAGAGGAAACACUAGAAAUCGUCUCCUUGAGCAAGGAUUCUAUAGAAAAAUUUGUAUCUGACAAUGACCCAGUGGCUGCCUGUAAGGCUUUUGUUAAACUGAUGGAGAUGAAGGACAAAGACAGCCAUAUCUCAAUGCCCAAAUUAGAUUUGGUCAUCUUUUGGAUAGAAGUUCACUUUUGUACUUUAUGGUUCUCUAUAGCAAAUGGGAGUAAAUCCCAGUCAUCAAAAUGCCAAUUUUAUCUUCCAAAAUAUUUCCUGGCCAACAUUCAUAAUCUAAACAACUGCUUGGCAGAAAAACAAGACAAAAAUAGCCCAAAAACAUUACAAGAAAUGGUUAUAGCUAGCAGGAUUGAUCAUAAAAUUAUAUCUGAGAUUCAGAAUCAGCUAAUUAACAUAUUGAUUGGAAACAAUUCUAAUGGCCUUAUCAACAGAGUAAAUCAAUUGUGUGGAUCAAAACCGCCACAGUUCUUGUUAGCUGAAAGAGUUCUAGUGCUGGCCCUUGUCAUCUUGCUCAACAUUCCAAGAAAUUAUGUCCCUGGAGAUUUUGAACGGCUAAUCAGGAUAGAACUACACAAAGUAAAAAGUACACAAAGCAUGCCAAAACGUCUGCAGUGUUUGAUAGAAAGCGUACAAGCAGCAAAGAAUUACCAUAACAUCAUCACCACACUGGAAAACUUCUUUAGAAGCCUAGACCACAUCAGCCGGCACCAAUCGCCCUUGUUUCAUUGCACUUGGACAGGGCGAUACAACUCACCCAUAAAAAUAAGUCAACUGGACCCCACAAAAUUUAAACCCAUGAACUUCUUUCAGCUUGAUUUUUCUGCAUAUACCAUGGAUGAUCAGGGUCAAAAUAAACAUGGUCACACUUAUCAAGGUCAAAUGAAUAAUGGCCAGAUGAAUCAAGGUCAAAGUAGUCAAGGUCACACAAAUCAAACACAAGUCAGCCAAGGUCAAGCUAAUCGAGGUCAUUCCCAUCAUGCUACAGUUAAUCAAGGUCAAGCUAAUCAAGGUCAGCCGCAUCAUGUUACAGCUAAUCAAGGUCAAGCAUAUCAAGCUAAUCAAGGUCAGCCACAUCAUGUUACAGCUAAUCAAGGUCAAGCAUAUCAAGCUAAUCAAGGUCAGCCACAUCAUGUUACAACUAAUCAAGGUCAAGCUAAUCAAGGUCAGCCGCAUCAUGCUACAGCUGAUCAAGGUCAAGCAAAUCAAGGUCAGCCACAUUAUGUUACAGCUAAUCAAGGUCAAGCUAAUCAAGGUCAGCCGCAUCAUGCUACAGCUGAUCAAGGUCGAGCUAAUCAAGGUCAGCCGCAUCAUGUUACAGCUAAUCAAGGUCAAGCAUAUCAAGCUAAUCAAGGUCAGCCACAUCAUGUUACAGCUAAUCAAGGUCAAGCAUAUCAAGCUAAUCAAGGUCAGCCACAUCAUGUUACAGCUAAUCAAGGUCAAGCUAAUCAAGGUCAGCCGCAUCAUGCUACAGCUGACCAAGGUCGAGCUAAUCAAGGUCAGCCGCAUCAUGCUACAGCUGAUCAAGGUCAAGCAUAUCAAGCAAAUCAAGGUCAGCCACAUCAUGUUACAGCUAAUCAAGGGCAAGCUAAUCAAGGUCAGCCGCAUCAUGCUACAGCUGAUCAAGGUCAGCCGCAUCAUGUUACAGCUAAUCAAGGCCAAGCAUAUCAAGCUAAUCAAGCUCAGCCACAUCAUGUUACAGCUAAUCAAGGUCAAGCAUAUCAAGCUAAUCAAGGUCAGCCACAUCAUGUUACAGCUAAUCAAGGUCAAGCUAAUCAAGGUCAGCCGCAUCAUGCUACAGCUGAUCAAGGUCAAGCAUAUCAAGCUAAUCAAGGUCAGCCACAUCAUGUUACAGCUAAUCAAGGUCAAGCUAAUCAAGGUCAGCCGCAUCAUGCUACAGCUGAUCAAGGUCAAGCUAAUCAAGGUCAGCCGCAUCAUGCUACAGCUGAUCAAGGUCAAGCUAAUCAAGGUAGGACGCAUCAUGCUACAGCUGAUCAAGGUCAAGCAUAUCAAUCUAAUCUAGGUCAGACAAAUCGAGCAUAUGUUGAACAAGCAGAGGCUAAUUUAAUGCCAACAUAUGACAUUCCUGAAGGACAAGGUAAUCAAGCUCAAGGUGAUCAAGCUCAAGGUUAUCAAGCUCAAGGUUAUCAAGCUCAAGGUUAUCAAUCUGCAACUUACUUAGGCCCAGAUAUCCAAGAUAAUCAAGGUCAAGCUGUCCAAGGUUAUGAUCACUUUUAUAGUAACCAAAGUCGUUUUACUAAUUUAAGUCAAUAUCCUGGUUAUGAUGAACCCACUGACCUAAGUCACUUAAAUCAAUUUUAUGGUGAUCAAGAUUAUAAUCCAUUUCAUAGUAUCCAAGGCAAUUUAAAUCAACAUCCUGGUAACCAAGGUCACGCUGACCUAAGUCAUUUUAAUCAGCUUCAUGGUGACCAAGGUCACACUGACCUAAGUCAUUUUAAUCAACAUCCUGGUAACCAAGGUCACGCUGACCUAAGUCAUUUUAAUCAACAUCCUGGUAACCAAGGUCACGCUGACCUAAGUCAUUUUAAUCAGUUUCAUGGUGACCAAGAUUAUAAUCCAUUUCUUAGUAACUGAAGUAAUUUUAAUCAACGUCAUGGUAACCAAGGGCACGCUGACCUAAGUCAUUUAGAUGAAAUUUAUGAUAACCAAGGACAUAAUGGCCAAGAUCAUUUUUUUAUGGACAUAGGAGCGUUAUAACAAUCCAUUUCAUGACAAUCAAUGUCUUGAUCACCAAGAUCAUGAUAACCAAGGUCAUAACCAAGGUCAUGAUAACCAACAUCAUGUUAACUAUGGUCAUGGCAACCAAUUCAUGGUAACAAGGUCAUGGUAACCAAGGUCAUGGAUACCAACUGCAUGGUAAUAAAGGUUAUGGUAAUAAAUUUCACAGUUAGCAAGGUUAUAUUAACCAUGGUUUUAGUAACCAAAGGCCUGAUAACUAUCAUUUAAGUAAAAAGCUUAAUGAUUGUUAGACCCAAGACUAUUUUCAGUCAAAAAUAU
Messenger RNA from Physella acuta, 10158 nucleotides. Its product is annotated as TPR and ankyrin repeat-containing protein 1. Gene Ontology annotation, molecular function: protein binding; ATP binding. Lineage: Eukaryota; Metazoa; Mollusca; Gastropoda; Physidae. The record is from RefSeq and is a predicted model, not a curated record.